Messenger RNA from Cyprinus carpio (common carp), 1465 nucleotides. RefSeq names its product activator of basal transcription 1 (gene abt1). The record is from RefSeq and is a predicted model, not a curated record. Gene Ontology annotation, molecular function: RNA binding. The transcript has 4 exons. Bases 180 to 1076 code for a protein of 298 amino acids. Gene Ontology annotation, biological process: endonucleolytic cleavage in ITS1 to separate SSU-rRNA from 5.8S rRNA and LSU-rRNA from tricistronic rRNA transcript (SSU-rRNA, 5.8S rRNA, LSU-rRNA); endonucleolytic cleavage in 5'-ETS of tricistronic rRNA transcript (SSU-rRNA, 5.8S rRNA, LSU-rRNA); endonucleolytic cleavage to generate mature 5'-end of SSU-rRNA from (SSU-rRNA, 5.8S rRNA, LSU-rRNA). Gene Ontology annotation, cellular component: nucleolus. Lineage: Eukaryota; Metazoa; Chordata; Actinopteri; Cypriniformes; Cyprinidae.
GCUUGAUUUUGACGUCAGAGCCACUCGCCGUGCCACAUGUGUUAAAGGAAUCAAUUUGUUUCUAUAAUUUCCUCCCAAACAUCUUGGAAUGGACAUAUAUCUUUAUGAUUAAAGAUAAUAUUUUACAUGGAAAUAUACUGUUGACUCUUUCAAAUCUCUAACAGCUGUCACAUCUAAUUAUGGCUCUUCCGGAGAAGAAUGAAGUUACAGUAAACCUAGAAACGCAACCCAUGGUCAGUGAAGAAGAGUUCAGUGACUCUAAACGAGAGGAAGAUGAGAAGCAGCAGGAGACUGUAGGCGAUGCUGAGCAGGAGAUGAACUGUGAAGAUGACAGUGGUGAUGGUGAAGCUCUUGACCUGGACAUAAAUGAAGAAGAUGAGGCUGAGAAACCGAAGGGCAAGAAAUGUAUCCCUGGUAUCGUUUAUUUGGGACACAUUCCUCCGAGGAUGAGACCAAAACACAUGCGGACUAUGCUGAGUGUGUACGGAGAGAUCGGGAGGAUCUUCCUACAACCCGAAGAUCGUUGUGUGAAAAGAAAGAAAAAGAAAGCAGGAAGCAAUUCAUCCAGUUUCACGGAGGGCUGGGUGGAGUUCAGAGACAAGCGCAUCGCUAAGAGAGUCGCAACCAGUCUACACAACACACCCAUGGCCAACAAGAAGAGGAGCCACUUCAGCAGCGACCUGUGGUCCAUAAAGUACCUGCACAGGUUCCAGUGGUGCCAUCUCAGCGAACGAUUGGCUUACGAGCAGACGGUGUAUCAUCAGCGUAUGAGAACAGAAAUCUCCCAGGCCAAGAAGGAGACCAACUUCUACCUGGCUAGUGUGGAAAAGAGCCAGAAGCUGGAGACCCUAAGGAAGAAGAAGGAGAAGAAGGGAGAGGUCGUAGAGGAGAAGACGUGGGACUACAAACAGAGACCUACAGAAGAAGAGAUCCACCUGAAACGGUUUAAGAACAAAGGCUUGUCCAAGAAGAACCUCCAGAAGGCACAAGAGAAGAGCAAAACCAUCCAGGACAAAGCUCAAUCGAACGUUUCCCUCCUGGCCAAGAUCUUCAGUAGUGGAAAGGCUCAGAAUUGAUGUUUUGGUGAAUCGCUCAUUUUUCAGACACGUAAAAAAAAAAAGUAUUUGUGUACAUGCUUUUCAACAUACAAACUACUUCUGUAAACCCCAUGUAGAUUGUUCUGAUUGACUGUUUCAUACAUUCAGAAUAAAAACACUGCAUGACUCAGACAACAAUCACCCCCCCCCCCCCCAUUGUAAAAACAGUGCUCUAUUUUCCAAUAAAAAGAGACUUAAUGUCUUCUGAAAGCAUAGUGCAUUGUUCAUUCAUGAAAUAUUUCUCUAAUAAACUAAAUCUUUAAUUACUUUUAUUCAUUUGAACAUAGAAACUGUCAUUGGGAUUUUUUGGGAUUCAAAUUAAUUAUUAAUGUUAUUAUCAUAUUAAUAAAAUGGUCUUUAUAUACAAA